Messenger RNA from Pectinophora gossypiella (pink bollworm), 2517 nucleotides. RefSeq lists its product as uncharacterized. NCBI's taxonomy places the organism in Eukaryota, Metazoa, Arthropoda, Insecta, Lepidoptera, Gelechiidae. The transcript is spliced from 2 exons. Bases 1 to 2403 code for a protein of 800 amino acids. The record is from RefSeq and is a predicted model, not a curated record.
AUGUCCAAUAUUACAUUCACUCCUGAAAAUGACACCUUGACUGCAAUGGCAUUCAUUGCGGGGAACUUGCUCAAUAAACUCUGGAGCAUGGAGAAAGAGUCUGGAGAUGAAUCCAUGGAAAUUGAGUCAUUGAAGAACGAAAAACUUCAAGAUUUGCUUGAACUAUUUAAGGAACCCCUUACAAUGAGACAAGAAGCAUUUCUUAAAACUGCCUUAGAAACACUCUCCCGGGCUAUAGACAAAAAUAAGGAUGCUAAAAAUGUGUCACUAUGUGAGAGUAUCAUAGACGCUAAGAAGUUUAUGGAAGAUAGCGAUAAUAUGAAUUGGGAGAAAAGUUACGUACCAACACUAAAGCCAACAGUAGAGAAAACUACAGAAAGAGUCGAAAAGGAAAAAGUUGUUCGUAAAAACAACGACCAAGGUGAUAAACAGAAGAACGCAACAGUAAAAGCUAUUUCUAAAAUUAAUAGUGUGCUUACAUUAAUAAAAAAAUAUGAGGCUGUAAAUAAACACUUGAACGAUUUAAAAAGGACUAAUAAAGAUGUGAAUGAUCCGAAGAUUAAAAGUGGAGAUCUUAGUUCUAAAGAAAUUCAGGCAGAUGUUGAAUUAAACAUGUUUGGUAAAAUUUUAGAAAAAGUAACAAAACUAUUAUUACCUUACAAGGGAAGUAAGAGAAUAAGUAAUAAACUUAAAAAAAUGAAUCUCUUUUCAACAAAAGGAGAUAAGGCUAAGCAAAAGUUUAAAGAUUUGUUCAAUAUCGAUCUAGGUAACACAACUUUAACAGCCAGAGAUAAAUUGAUUUUAGAUUACUUAUUAAAAAUGAACACACCUAGAGCUGUAAUGGAAGAUACUGGUUCCGAUGAAGUACCUCCUAAAUAUAUAGAAGGAGACAUUUUGCUAAAUUUAUCAGAAUUUUUCAAAAUAAAGUCAUUUGUAGAUUUAAUAAAGAUGUUAGAUUUAGAAAAAGGUGAUAACAAAGCAUUACGAACUGUACUCAUCGAGUCCACAACUGAACUUAUAGCUUCGACAACGCAAACUGUGGCAGAAGUACAAAAUUCUGAUGUAGAAAGGUUGACAGAUGAACAAUCUGAUCUUGAGAAAUAUGAACCUAGCACUACGAAAGCACCUCAAAAUUUCACAAGCACUAAAGAUAAACUUAAAACUCACCUCAGAACUAUUUUGGAUGACUUGAUUGAGCUACAGAAAGAGGCAGGUGUACAUAAAGGAGGUGAACUACGCAUAGCUGAUGCUUUACCAUGCAUAUAUAACAUGUUGAAUGGUGAUAUUGAAAUGAAUAAUUCCAAAGUUCAAGAAAAACCUGUUGACCCGUAUAAGACGAUAUCAAAUACAUUUGCUGAAUUAAAGGCAGAGCUAAAAGCCACUUCAUUACAGUCUCGAAGGGUGGAUAUAGGAGAUUUUAAAGAUUUUCUUAAAAAUAUACCAAAGUCUGCUUACGUAUGGGAGCGAGUGGUUAAAAAUGUAGACGAUCACAACAAAAAGACUGCAAGAAGGAAUACAGAAAUAAGGACUCCGGUAGCAAUUGAACAGUUAAAGAAAAAGAUAGAUGCUAUUACGAUGAACUCGGGUUCCAAUGCAUAUAAAACAUUUUCAAAGAUCUCAGAAGUUCCAGCAGCAGAAUAUUUAAUGUUGUUACGAAGUUUAUACGCUAACAUUCACAGACAUUAUGAUGUGCUUAAAGAUAUAAAAACCUCGUUAGAAACGAUAGAAAAAUUACCAGCUGACAAAAGGGCAGAAAUCAUGGACUUUAUAACUAAUACCGGUAUUAGUGUGAAUUUAGACAAGAAAGUGCUAGAAAGUUUUGAAAACAUGAAAAAAGUCAAGAAAGCAAAGCCUAUUAUUUAUUCUGAGAAAGUAUCAGCAAAAAUAAUAGCUAAGCCGAAAGAAUUACCAGAAAUAAAUAUUAAACAGAAAGUGCAAGGUAAUAAUGGCUAUGACAAAAACAUGAAACUGACAAGAGACGAAGUUUUAAAUCAGUUGAUCAAAAACAGAGUUACGCUUUAUAUUAAAAUGAGACAGAACAAAGAUGGGGAUUAUAAAAAUGAUCGAAAUUACAAAAUAGCACAAAAUAUAAUGAUGAACUUGGAUGUUGGAGACUAUCGACUUGCCAGACAGUUAUAUAAGAUUUUUGUGACAAACAAAAUCGACAACUCAAUAAACACAGUUAAAGAUAAAAGUGGAAAAAUAGAGAAAAUUCCAGCACCAGCUACAGUGGUACCAGAACAGAUCAAAGAAGUCUCCCAAUUAAGACGGCAGUCCAUUCUUGAUAAACAACCCUUGAUUCAAUUUGAUGAUUCCGGAUCUUUCACCAACCAUAUCCUGACAGCGAGGAGAGAUCAGAUGGUCCGAAAUCUUCUCAAUUCCAAGAAUUUUAGACUCAUAUAGAUAUUACUGGAAUCACUUUUUUACAGUAGGCAUUGCGAAAGAGUAAAAUAGGUCAUCGGAAUUAUGUGAACAAUGCUUUUUGUAGGAGACAGCAGAUAUCUUCUGAGCCUCUAG